Messenger RNA from Leptopilina boulardi, 822 nucleotides. Its product is annotated as putative nuclease HARBI1. The record is from RefSeq and is a predicted model, not a curated record. The transcript has a single exon. NCBI's taxonomy places the organism in Eukaryota, Metazoa, Arthropoda, Insecta, Hymenoptera, Figitidae. The coding region runs from base 115 to 729 and encodes 204 amino acids.
AUAUCUGAUAGAUUUGACGUCGCCAAAUCGACAGCGUGGGAGUGUGUGCUGGACGUAUGCUGGUUCAUUUGCUCGCGUGUGCACGACUUUAUACGAUGGCGGACAAGGGAGGAAAUGAUCAACAUUUCCAGAGAAUUUGAAAAUAUGGCUGGAAUUCCUGAUGUUAUUGGGGCUGUAGACGGAUGCCAUAUCCCUAUAAGUGCUCCCACAGAUCAUCCGGAAAGUUACAUAAAUCGCCACGAUUAUCAUUCCAUACUUUUGCAAGGGAUUUGCGAUCAUGAAAGACGCUUUACUGAUGUCUUUGCAGGAUGCUGUGGAAGUUUACACGAUGCGAGAGUCUUGCAGAGAAGUCCCAUUAAUCAAGAGAGUACUGAUCAUUACAACGACUAUUUUCCAAAUCAGACUCACAUACUUGGUGACAAAGCUUAUACGCCGCAAUUUAAUGUAUUGCCACCGUAUAAAGAUUAUGGAAAUUUAACACCAGUGCAAAGGAACUUCAAUUUUCUUCAUUCACAAACGCGCCAAAUCAUUGAACGGACUUUUGCAUUGCUGUUAUCCCGCUUCAGACGAUUGAAAUAUUUAUAUCUGCAGAAUAUUGAAUACGCGGCCCUUAACGUCUUAGCUUGUUGUUGCUUGCACAAUUUGUGUCUCAAUUUAAAUGAUGAACUGGAUGACGAUGACAAAAUGAAUUUUGAAUCUAUUCGAGGAAUGAAAGGAAACGUCAAUUAAUCGUCAACGUGCCUUGAGAAGUCGAGCUUUUCUGUGCCUGCUAAUAAUCUGUGUCUCGAGCUUGGAUGUCGACAUUCUUGGCAGCGUUAACAA